Umbelopsis ramanniana AG is the source of this 1585-nucleotide messenger RNA. RefSeq lists its product as uncharacterized. The coding region runs from base 128 to 1429 and encodes 433 amino acids. NCBI's taxonomy places the organism in Eukaryota, Fungi, Mucoromycota, Umbelopsidomycetes, Umbelopsidales, Umbelopsidaceae. The record is from RefSeq and is a predicted model, not a curated record. Gene Ontology annotation, molecular function: oxidoreductase activity. The transcript is spliced from 3 exons.
GAAAAUUAUAGCCGCGCUCCAGAGGAUCAAGAAUAUAAGACAACCCUUUAGCUGAUAUUUUUGUUCCCAAGAAACUUCUACAAUUUACAAAAACGCCAUUCACCACAUACAAUCCACCCGACGCAUCAUGACUGGAACCGUCAACGCAAAUCGAAAUAUGUUUUGUCCCCAAAUUCCUUCUAAAAACAUCUCCUUGGCUUUCCCCGGUAUUACGGAAGACGCAAGAGACACUGUUGCUGAUUUGCUAUUGAAGAAUCAUGUUGAAUAUCAUUGCUUUUUUAAUGACAAAAAAUUCCACAAUCACUUGUCUCACGGUGUUCUCGCUGCAUAUUCACUGGGAGCCAAGCCUGACAGGAUUAAAGCCAUUUAUAGGGACCAUGCAAAUUAUCAGAGACCCGUCGGUUCCGUGUUAACCACUUUUACAGAGUCCGAUUGGAAAUCCCAGCUUGGCAAUGCUGAAUAUUAUGCUUCCUAUUUGGAGUUCUUCCACAAAGAAGUGCAAAAACUCGGCCGAAACGAAGCCUUCAUCAAGUAUGCUUUGGAUCCCGAUAUGAUUGGCCGUUCCUUCUCUGGAGCCUUCCACCCUCUCAUUCAUAUGGGAUACGGUUUUGAUUUUGAGGUGGAUGGCAUAUUGGUAGAAGGGCUGGCUAUGGCUGCCCUAUCGUCCACCUUGAUGGGCAACGUCAUCGUACGGCCCACCAGCUCCAUUGAGAAAGUCGCCUCUAAAGUCGCUACUCAGCUCUCCCUGACUAAGAGCAGCAGUGAACCCAAAACCAUUGUGGAUAUGUUAACAAGCAUCCGAGAAGACCGUAAUCUGGACGACGUAUGCCCAUUUUCACAGCCAGACAAGACCGCACAUGGUGCCAAAAAUGAAAAGGCGAUUAACAAGAUCCAACAAUGCCUAGCAGCGUGGGACGUGGAUGAAACAAAGGAAGAUGUUGCAGCCAAGUCUAUUGAAUUGUACAAAGCAUGUAUACUGGCUCUUGGUGCCAGUGGAUUGAAGUUUGGUCAAGCCAAACAAGAUUUCUUUUUGAUGCAUGCUGUAACAUCUGUACUAUUUACUCAUAAGAUCGCCAACAGCCUGCCACCCAGCUAUGCUGUAUCGGUGAUGAAAUCCCAUCUUGGUGUUGUUCUGAUGUAUUACAUCUCACACGGACGUGCUAAAAUAGACAUUGACGCUCUGCUCAAUUACAAAGGAAAGCAAGAGCUCAAUGCCACCAAUCCAUGGCUGUCUCUCAUCCAGCGAGCCAUCGAUAUCGAUGAAGUCCAUGUUACCAAAGUUGUUCGUGCCUGUGCAUUUGGAGACCUUCUGUUUGGAGCCGAGGGCUCCUUCGAUCAGAUAUGCGCCAAGACAGCUGAGGUGGCACUUGACUUGAACGGUGAUUGGAAUUUCGAAGGUGUCGGCUAUGAUGAGAUUUACAAAAAGUGAUCAAACAAACCAGUGUCGUACCGCUGCACUUCUCUCGAUAGUCAAGUACGAUAGCUCUCGUAUUCCAUCCGUACGAUUUAUACCUUAACAUCCAUUGUGACCGAAAAGCGAUAGUCUAUUGCAAGUUAUAGCUAUGAGCAUUAUUUUUAACUGUAU